AUGGCCGGGUUGGGAGCGUCACCCUACGUAUGCUGGUGGCUGAUGCUCGGCAGCUGUCUCCUCGCCAGAGCCCAGCUGGAUUCCGAUGGCACCGUGACCAUAGAGGAGCAGAUCAUCCUUGUCAUGAAAGCCAAAGUGCAAUGUGAACUCAACAUCACGGCCCAGCUCCAAGAGGGAGAAGGUAAUUGUUUCCCAGAAUGGGAUGGACUCAUUUGUUGGCCCAGAGGAACAGUGGGGAAAAUAUCAGCUGUCCCAUGCCCUCCUUAUAUUUAUGACUUCAAUCAUAAAGGAACUGCCUUCCGACAUUGUACUCCCAAUGGAACAUGGGAUUUUAUUCACAGCUCAAAUAAGACAUGGGCUAAUUAUUCAGAUUGCUUUCUGCAACCAGAUAUCAACAUAGGAAAGCAAGAGUUCUUCAAAAGCCUUCACGUUCUAUACACCGUGGGCUACUCCGUCUCUUUGGGUUCCUUGGCUGUGGCUAUUCUCAUCAUUGGUUACUUCAGACGAUUGCAUUGCACUAGGAACUAUAUCCACCUGCACUUAUUUGUUUCUUUCAUGCUGAGAGCUAUAAGCAUCUUUGUCAAGGACAGAGUGGCCCAGGCUCACCUGGGAAUAGAGGAGCUGCAGUCCCUGAUAUUGAAAGAUGACCUGCAAAAUUCCAUUGGAGCACCUUCUGUGGACAAAUCACAAUAUAUCGGGUGCAAGAUUGCUGUUGUGAUGUUUAUUUACUUCUUGGCUACAAACUACUAUUGGAUCCUAGUGGAAGGUCUCUACCUGCAUAAUUUAAUCUUUGUGUCUUUCUUUUCGGACACCAAAUACCUGUGGGGCUUCAUCUUGGUAGGCUGGGGGUUUCCAGUGGCAUUUGUUGUGGCCUGGGCUGUGGUACGAGCAACUCUGGCUGAUGCCAGGUGCUGGGAACUUAGUGCUGGAGACAGGUGGAUUUAUCAAGCUCCAAUCUUGGCAGCUAUUGGGCUGAAUUUUAUUCUGUUUCUGAAUACUGUUAGAGUUCUGGCUACUAAAAUUUGGGAGACCAAUGCAGUCGGACAUGACAUGAGAAAACAAUACAGGAAACUUGCCAAAUCCACACUGGUCCUGGUGCUGGUCUUCGGGGUACACUACAUCGUGUUCAUCUGCCAGCCCCACUCCUUCACGGGGCUCUGGUGGGAGAUCCGCAUGCACUGUGAGCUCUUCUUCAACUCCUUCCAGGGUUUCUUUGUGUCUAUCAUCUACUGUUACUGCAAUGGAGAGGUUCAGGCUGAGGUGAAGAAGAUGUGGAGUCGGUGGAAUCUGUCCAUGGACUGGAAAAGGACGCCACCGUGUGGCGGACACAGAUAUGGCUCGGUGCUCACCACCGUGACUCACAGCACCAGCAGCCAUUCCCAGGUGGCCUCCAGCACUCGCAUGGUGCUCCUCUCUAGCAAGACCGCCAAGACUGCCAGCCGACAGCCAGACAGCCACGUGACUUUACCCGGCUACGUGUGGAGUAACUCGGAACAGGACUGCCUGCCACACUGCAUCCAAGAGGAGCCCAAGGAAGGCACCGGGAGGCAGGGAGAUGAUGUUCCAGUGAAUUCUUCCAGGCCAGUGGAAUGUAGUCUGGUGGCUGAAGGACCUCAAGGAGAAGCCAAGGAUGUUUUCUGA
This is a messenger RNA of Sciurus carolinensis (gray squirrel), 1641 nucleotides long. RefSeq names its product parathyroid hormone 2 receptor (gene Pth2r). The transcript is spliced from 13 exons. Gene Ontology annotation, biological process: cell surface receptor signaling pathway; adenylate cyclase-modulating G protein-coupled receptor signaling pathway. Gene Ontology annotation, cellular component: plasma membrane. The coding region runs from base 1 to 1641 and encodes 546 amino acids. The record is from RefSeq and is a predicted model, not a curated record. Lineage: Eukaryota; Metazoa; Chordata; Mammalia; Rodentia; Sciuridae. Gene Ontology annotation, molecular function: peptide hormone binding; parathyroid hormone receptor activity; G protein-coupled peptide receptor activity.